Messenger RNA from Cokeromyces recurvatus, 959 nucleotides. RefSeq lists its product as uncharacterized. The transcript has a single exon. The record is from RefSeq and is a predicted model, not a curated record. Bases 108 to 944 code for a protein of 278 amino acids. NCBI's taxonomy places the organism in Eukaryota, Fungi, Mucoromycota, Mucoromycetes, Mucorales, Mucoraceae.
UUUUUUUUUUUGAAUGAUUGAAUGCAUGAAUGAAUGAAAAGAAAAAAAACAAAUUUCUUUUGUUUUUUCCUAUUCUAAUCAGAAUAGUUUAAUGUUUCUAGAUGUAAAUGAGUGCUUUACCUUCUUCAUCUUAUUCUGCGUAUUCACCACCACCGUACAUAAAAACAGUAGAUGAGACAAUAUCUAUUCCAAUAUCUUCCGUUUUAAAUGAAAAUAACAUUACUCAAAAUCAUCACAAUUAUCAACGCAUCUGCUAUCUAUGUAAAAACAAAAGUUUGCCCUCUAAUAUAACACGAGAUUUAGGACCUUAUUUAAUCCAUCAUUCUCGACCAGGUUUAGUGCAAUUAUGUCCUUGCUUAUAUACAGCUCAUCUUAUUUGUCUAAAGAAAAUGAAUAAAGAUUAUACAUGUAAUCAAUGUAACUCUAUCUACAGAACAAAGCGCAGCAUUGGGAUUGCCCAGUUUUUAUGUGUCAUCUGUCAUCUUUUAAGUUUGUUAUCCGCAAUAGGGCUUGUAUUUGGUUUAUCUCAAUUAGGUAGAGCUCUUGAUGAGCUCGGUCUGGGGAGUGAAAUGGGGCAAAAACUGGAUGGAGAUGAAAAUUGGCAAGACCAUGAGAUGUUAGAAAUUGUCAAUUGGCUUAACACCGUUCAUUUUGCUACUGGUUUAGCAGGGGGAGCAUUACUAGGACUAGUUUAUAUUGUUGGAGUUAGUCUUGUGAUUAGAUUAGAUAGAACUUUAAUUAUGAUAUCCAAUAUUCUAUACAUUCGUUUGGAUCCUUUAUUAAAAUAUGACUCAGCACUUAAAAAAUGGCUUAAUAUAACAUGUGUUUAUAUCUGUCUCUUCAUUCUGGGCCUCACUUUAGGCACUUAUUUAUUGUUCUUCUCAUGGAUUUGGGCAAGUGUAUUACAUCAUAUUAGAAAACGUAUGUUGAAUUUUAGAAGUUAGUUUUUUUUUCUUUUU